AUGGAACUGAAAAUUUCACAUGAUCCUUGGAUUUGUACUAGAAACAUCGUCGAAAAACCAAAGCUUAAAAAACCUGGGGAAAAGGCUAUCCGCAAUUUCCACAGUUUCUCUAUUUUCCAUUCAUUUCUUUGCAAUAUCUUCUCUUCAAGACUUCAACCAAACCCAAAGUUAUGCCCUCGCUGUCAUGAAGAUCCUAUAGGAAGUGGGUUAGCGACAGGGGCCAUUGUGGAAGCGGCGGGACCCGAAUGCAUUGUCCCAGGCCAGAUUACACCUAUUAGAUUACUUGGUCUUAAGGUGUGGCCAAUUGAAGUUGACAAGAAAUUUUUGGAACCUGUCAGUAAAGAACUAAAGUUUCUUGGAAAGUUCAUGGAAGAUGCUGUCAACAUCAUGAAUAAGUCAUUUAUAGAUCGCUAAGGGCUAAGGCUUUUUAAGCUCUUGAAAGAAGAGGGAGCAGCGAAAAGGGCUUGCAAGCUAUUUUGGAUUGUCGUGGCAAUGAAGAGUUGCAGCAUGUGGACCUGUGAGUGACUGUAAAUAAGAUGCUUUUACUAUUUUUUUAUCAUUUUUCCCCCUAGAGGUGAAAUAGUCUAGGUCACAAGAGAUACAUUGGAUGAUACCAUAGAGGCUUUUCUAUAGUUUGCGUCAUAAUAUGUUUUUAUGGAUUUUUCAUCCCAGAAGUCAGAUACUGUGACUGGAAUGUGUAGGAGUUUCCUUCACCAAUCGAAUAAAUAUGGUCCCAUUGCAGUUUUCACUUAGUUUUUGUCCUUACAAAUAUUUCGUUGAAAGGUUCCAUUGAUGUGUAAUCUAUCAUGUGCUGGCAGUUUUUUCAGUAACCAACUAAUUUAGAAGGAAAACCGAGAAGCAGUUUCAUUCAUUUGAAGCUAUGUUACUCUUCCUUUCUAUGGUGUUUUUUUUUUCUUUCUUUUUUUCAUUAAAGGAGGAUAAUAGACCCCCCAAGUUAGCAGUAUUGCAGGAGUUAGGAUUCAAACUGCAGCCUGCAUG
Molecule: messenger RNA, 999 nt
Organism: Durio zibethinus
Lineage: Eukaryota; Viridiplantae; Streptophyta; Magnoliopsida; Malvales; Malvaceae
Source: RefSeq, a predicted model, not a curated record